GGCAGGCCGGUGAUUUUCCACUGCCGCUGAUGCCUCUGGUCCCCCUGUUUUAAGAGACAAAGGUCAGAAAGAGAGGCUUUAAAGCAGGCUAAAAUAUAGGCAACCGACGCGUCCAGCCCUCAGUCGCUCCCUGAGACACAGGAGGACACGGACAAGACGAAACGGAGAAGGGACACGCUCAAAGGACAUUAAAAGGACAAAUUAACAGACAAAAUCACAUCAACAGAUCAGAAUGGCUCAAAAAGAGAAACUUCAGUGUCUGAAGGAUUUCCAUAAGGACACUCUGAAGCCAUCUCCUGGUAAGAGCCCUGGCACCCGGCCCGAAGACGAGGCAGAGGGCAAACACCCCCAGCGGGAGAAGUGGGCCAGCAAGUUGGACUUUGUUCUGUCUGUGGCCGGCGGCUUUGUUGGUUUAGGGAACGUCUGGCGUUUCCCAUACCUCUGCUAUAAGAAUGGUGGAGGUGCAUUUCUCAUCCCCUACUUCAUCUUCCUGUUUGGCGGAGGUCUGCCAGUUUUCUUCCUUGAGGUCGCCCUGGGUCAGUUCACCUCUGAAGGUGGCAUCACCUGCUGGGAGAAGCUCUGCCCCAUCUUUACUGGUAUUGGUUAUGCCUCCAUUGUGAUCGUGUCCCUGCUGAAUAUCUACUACAUCGUCAUCCUUGCCUGGGGCGUCUACUAUCUGUUCCAGUGUUUUCAACCUGAGCUGCCCUGGGCCAAGUGCAAUCAGCCCUGGAACACCGACCGCUGCAUCGAGGACACCUACCGCAAGAACAAAUCCCUUUGGCUGGCUGCCAACAUCACAAACUUCACCUCCCCCGUCACCGAGUUCUGGGAACGUAAUGUGCUGGGUAUCACCAGUGGUAUACAUGACUUGGGUCCUGUUAAAUGGGACCUGGCUCUGUGUUUACUGCUCGUCUGGGUGAUCUGCUUCUUCUGCAUCUGGAAGGGAGUCAAGUCCACUGGCAAGGUGGUCUACAUCACAGCCACGUUCCCAUUUGUCAUGCUCAUCGUACUGCUGAUUCGUGGUGUGACACUGCCAGGUGCUAGCCAGGGAAUCAAGUUCUACCUGUAUCCUGACCUCACUCGCCUGAAGGACCCAGAGGUGUGGAUUGACGCUGGCACGCAGAUCUUCUUUUCCUAUGCCAUCUGUUUAGGCGCCAUGACGUCCUUGGGGAGCUACAACAAGUACAAAUACAACUGCUACAGGGACUGUUUGCUGCUGGGAGCCCUCAACAGUGGUACCAGUUUUGUGUCUGGCUUCGCAAUAUUUUCCGUCCUGGGCUUCAUGGCACAAGAGCAAGGGGUGGACAUUGCUGAUGUGGCAGAGUCAGGUCCAGGCCUGGCGUUCAUUGCCUACCCCAAGGCAGUAACCAUGAUGCCUUUCCCUACACUCUGGGCAAUCCUCUUCUUCAUUAUGCUGCUGCUGCUUGGCCUCGACAGUCAGUUUGUGGAGGUGGAAGGGCAGAUCACAUCACUGGUGGAUCUGUAUCCGUCCUUCCUACGGAAGGGUUACCGCAGAGAGGUCUUCAUCGCUAUCCUCUGCUGCAUCAGCUACCUGCUUGGACUCACCAUGGUUACCAAGGGUGGCAUGUAUGUUUUCCAGCUGUUUGAUUACUAUGCAGCUAGCGGUGUGUGCCUUCUGUGGGUGGCAUUCUUUGAAUGUAUAGCUGUUGCCUGGGUUUAUGGCGUUGAUAAUUUCUAUGACGCACUUGAGGACAUGAUGGGCUACAGACCAAAUCCUUGGAUGAAAUGGAGUUGGACUGUUAUCACUCCUUUACUGUGCAUGGGCUGCUUUAUCUUCUCCUUGGUCAAAUACAAGCCAUUGACGUACAACAAGGUCUAUGAGUAUCCUGACUGGGCCAUCGGAAUAGGGUGGACUCUGGCCUUGAUCUCCAUGAUCUGCAUCCCUAUGGUGGUUGUCAUCAAGAUCAUCCGAUCUGAUGGGCCGCUCAUUGAGAGGAUUAAGGCUGUGGCAGCCCCGGUUCGUGGCGGGGCCAGUUCCCGCCCCGCAGACCACCGUGGCCCUAAGGAGCUCUCCUAUCCGCUGGACCCCAACGGGAACAAGGGUCUGCUGAUGAAAGCCCCCACCCACACCAUCGUAGAAACCAUGAUGUAAAGGAAUGAGGCGGAGGCUCUCCAUGAGAUCGCUCUCCUCUCCUCUCCUGUCCUCUAAAACGCUUCUGAAGCUAGCUAGCUUUCUGUCUAUCUGUCUUUCUGUCUGUCUGGUGGACUGAUAAGGGUUUUAAGGAAAAAAAAAAGAAAUUCCCAUUUCAAAUCUUUUAGGAAUACUUUGGUAGUCUGCUCUUGGUGGUUUUCUUAAGAGGGGAGCAAUCACACUUUAAAUCUAUUUCUGAAUUACUCACGAGUUUGUUUGUUUUUUUCCUAUUUGUAAUAUUCAUGUGACUAAGCUUCCCACUAUUGUCUUGUUUAAAGGCAGAGUGGCAAAAUAGCACCAGCCUCUGGUCAUAACGCUGGUAGAUUUCUGUUCCACCAGCUACUUUAGCUGAAAGCCAGCCAUUGUUCUAAAAAACGGAUAAAGUGGUUAUUGAGUCUUGGAAUCAAACAGCCUUUUGUAGCCACAAUAUGAAAAAGGUUUCCUGCGUUGAUCACAGAUCACCAAAAGCAUUUUCUUUUUUUAGCGCUAUAACAGCUCUUUGCCUGUGAUUCAACGGACAGGGUGCACUUAUCUGAGGGCAUGUGCCAUAGGGUUCAACUUUGGCUUUUUCUGGUCUGCUGUGCUCAGCAGAGAAUUAGAUGAUUAAGGCACUACAGGUCCAGCAUUGUUAACUACCAUGUUGCAAUUGGAGGAAGACGGGUAUAAAUGAAUGUCCCCCUUUCAUUAAUCAGAAAUUCUGAAAAUCAUCGUGAUGUGGCUGUCACAGGGAAAGGCUCCCAAUGCACAAAUGUUACAUCCUGUCCAAGUCUAACAAAACUAACUCGUAAAAAUCCAAAGCUGCAGCCACCAAAGUUAAAUGUCGCUUUUCCCCCACUCGAUCGCGGACUAGCUAGCACUAGUAAGCACGAUGAAAAAUCAGAUGAAUCCACGAUUGACAAAGCCAUGAUAUGGGCUAUCAUGGCUGACCCUUAUCAAGCCAGGUCUCUGGUUAUUAAACGCACCUUAGCACACAUAUCCCCAUCUUCCAUAGCUACAAACUAUGGUUCAAAGAGAAAACUAGCACUGAGAUUGUGUCGGGGAAACCCGCUCCUGCACAAAGCGAGAGGUAUCUGAAAGGAUUUGAAGUGUGGAGGUUGAACCCUUGAGUCUGUUGUCUGUGGCGUACUGUACAGUAGUAGCUAAUCAGUCUAUCUAUAUCUAUCUCUAUCUUUCUCUGUCCUAGACCAGUUUACAGUACAUUAGUGACUGCACUAGGCACUCUUGGCUUAUAAUUUUGAAUUUAUUUUAUUUUCUACAGAGGAAGUUACAUUAUUAUUAGUUUUUCCUCUGUCAAUGUUUAGAUUUUUUUUUAUUGAUACUGAUGUUAUUGGUAUUCUCUAUUGAUGAUAAUUGCUGUAGUUUUACAUAGAAGGAGGAACACUUCUUUCAUCUGGUGAAAAUACUAAGCUAUUAUACAAAUCAUUCAUUUACAGUGGCAGCCAUUGUAGUAUUAGUCCUCAUCAUGCAUUUCUCCAGCCUUGGUCCUGCCAACAAUCUUUUAUUGUCACUCAAUCAACCAAUGCAACUGAAUUUUUUCCCAAAUAUUUUCUCUUUUAGGGGUAUGGGUCAAACAUUUGGUGAGCAGUUCAAUGUAUCGUAAAAACAGAAGUUCUACAAUGGCUCCAUUUGUAAGUUUGUAGGUGUUGGGAGUUUAUAGAUUUUCCUCAUCUGUAAAUACCAGGGGACAGUAUUUAAUUCGGAUAAAUUUGUGCAGACAGGGAGGGCAUGACAUGUCGCCUGCUCAACGUCUCAAAGCAGCCAUUGCUUUGGUGACAUUCGCAAGAAAUCAGUCAGACUGUCGAUUCGUCUGAAUGUCAAACUCCUUUCCAGACACUGUGAAACGUGGCAGCUGGCUGCAGACAAAUUGUAGCCGGUGAUUGACAGAGUUUGGUCACUUUUUUUCCACUAUGUUUACCAUUUUGCUUCACCUCAUGUAAAACGAGCUGAAGAGCUUCAUUUCAAACAAGGAGUCCCAGUUGUUAUGUGACAUUGCAGGUUUUCAGAUUUUUGCACAUUGCAACUUGGUGGGAAUUGGCUGUGCUUCAUUUAGGAUUAUCUGUUUUAUGGUGUACCAAAAGCAAACUAACCCCCACUUCAUUUGCAACCUUCAAAUAAUUAAUUGGUCUACAAGUACUUCAGUACUUUGUAAAACCUUUAAAAUACAGCCUGUGAUUCAAAUUAAUGCUAAGCAAAUAUUUUUAAAAAAUGAAGCGAGCACACCGUUAAACUUUGACCAUAUUGUAAUGAAAGCUGUGAAAUUGGGCACUUUGUAAGAAAAUGACACUGGAAAACUGUGUCUAACACCCCUAAGACCUGCACUCGAUUGAUACAUGUGUUAAUGGAUUUAGAGCCUUCACCUCAGCUCAUUUAAAAUGUGUUUAGAGUUUUAAUAACCUGCAGGUACCCCAAAAUGAAAACUGCACUAAAGUAACCUUUGUCUGAUCUUCUGUAGUUUGGACUAAAACUCUGAUUUCUCUUUGAUGAAUUUAUACUUUCUGCAUCACAGAGCUCCCAUUGGUUGCAGCAGACUAUAAAAUAUCCAUGUCAUCAUGUUGAGACGUUGACAUGGACGCCAGUGAAACCAGCUAUGUCCAAACUCUAUUAAUCAUUGGUAUGUGAUGCAUCAACAAUCUUCAACUCCUGCCUAUUUUUUUUAAUAAAUCACAAAAAACUGCUUUACAUUCUUCAUGGUAACAGAUGGCCAUAACAUUGACAGUGUCAACUAAUAACAGCUGAAAGCAGACUAUCUGAGAAGUUAUGACAGUUACAACUGAUCAACAUUCAUUUUAAUGUCUGUGUAACGUGUAUGUGUCCCAGCGACCGUCCACUCAGGACCUUCUCUGUAGUGCUUUUAUCUACCGUAUGGCUGAAAUCAACCCAGCAUCCAAAAAAAUUAGACUCGUAACUGUGGGGAACAAAGAACAAACAUCUAAUGGUAGCAAUCCAAACUGAUGCUUUUGUGCAGCUUGAAAGGCACCUGAUCAGUUCUUUGGCACACCGAAUAGAAAAUCACACACCUUUAACUGCCUGUUUAUCCACAAUCAAAGACAAAAAUACAGAGAGAGUGAGUCAAAGUGGGUUUUUAUUGCACCUUAUUUGUAUAAUUUGGACUUCAUAUCAACUGAUGAGGCCAAACAACACUGCCAUCUUUUUAUUCAGGGUCCUCACUGGCCUCAAUAGCAUAAAAUAAAAGUCUGAAUACUGUCAAAAACAUGUAAGGUUUUAUCUUUUUUAAGUGCUUCUCUUCUCCCAAAAGAAAACAUAUUAAAAUAGAUCAAAACAUUAAGAUUCAAUCACAUCAAAUAUACAUCUAUACAGCACACACACAUUGCAGGAAUUUGACAAAUAAUAUCACAUCACAUGUUUCGUCUGUGUUUGUUUAUUUCUUUUUUUUCAAAUAGAGUAAAGUAGUUCAUAUCAUCAAAUGGGAUUUGUGAAACCAGAUCCAUAGCAAACAUCUAUUUUCAUACAGUAUCAAACUUUUCCUAUCUAAGUCGUCUUUGUACAGUUAAGCUCCCAUUAAACGUCCCGUUUUAAUAAAGAUCCAAAGCGUUGUUUUAAUGUUAAACUUUUGUACAGAGAUGGUCCUCGAUUCUCCUGAAUGAUCUUUGCACUAAGUGAAAAUAAAUUAUUUACUGCAUUUUGACUAAAAUAAAAAAAGAUGACACCAGGUUCAGUGCAUCUUUUGAAGAUUCUGAAGAUGCACAAAACGGAAAAAAUGUUUAAUAUUGUGGAGAUUUCAAAAAAGACCUUCCAAUAGCAAUGAUGACAAUGUUGCUAGGAGUCCAAACGCAAGCACACAAAAAUAGUUAAGGUCAUGUAAAAAUACUCACAUGAAUGAAUCAUGUUUUUUCAACAGUGCAAAGAUCUUUCUUUUGAUGGGGAAAUGUGGACCAGAAAUAAUAUCUAAUGCAGUCAUUUAUUGGUUUAUUCUGCCUCUCUGUGUAUACUUGCAGUAUGUACCAGUCCUUCUGCCUUCUUACACUCCCCAUCAGUUAGCCUAAGUAAACCUUUCGUUAACGUAAGCUAACCAUUUUCUCUCAGAAAUAAUGAACUCACAAGAAAAUUGAAGCAUUAGUGAUGCACAGGUUUUUACCACCGAAUGUUGAAAUGUGAAAGUCACCUGUGGGUGAAUGUAAAAGUUUCUGAAGAUUUCUUUUUUGGGGUGAAAAGAAAAGAAUCCACUUCUUUUUCUUUUCACUACUCUUGUUUUAUUGAAUUCAACAGUUUCUUUUUGUCGUUUUUGUUUUUGAUUGUAUGUCUGUCACAUUUGCCUUUUGUAUUCCAAAUAUAGUGUAUUUGAACCUCUGUCAUUGGAGUAACACAUACAACUAUCAAUCAAAAAAACAAACAAAAAAAAGCUACAAUUUGUUACGUGCAAUACUUUGUAGAAUACUUUUAUUUUUCAUGCUGUUUUUUUCCCAAUAGGUGGUACUAACCUUUGAAGUAAGAUUUUAGCCUGUGAAUUCUUGAGGAGGAUAAUUUGAAUCUUCAGGGUCCAGUUAAAUUAAAACCUGCCACAAAUUGCUCAGCAGUGUGGAACUAAACCAAACUCAACCACUACUCCAUCAAAGAUCUUGUGGUUUGAAAUGCACUGAGAAUAAAAUGAUUACUGAACUUCAUCCAGCUGAAUUUCUUUGUGAAAUGCUAUGCUUUAUUUUGUGACAGACUGCUAAUUUGUGAGUUGGUGAGGGAUAUGAAACACAGUAACACUGCCACUAAGCCCACCAUCUUUCUACCUGCCUGUACUAUUCUAAAUACUGCCAUGUUGCUAAGGAAAAAUCAGGCAGGCUUCCAACAGCAAGCCGCCACCACCAAAGUUCACUUUUUCUUAUUUACAGCACAUCAGCGAUAGCUACAAAGGCUAACCUUCAUGAGACUUGUAAGCCUAAUUUGCUUCUAAUGGAACAAAUACCUUGGAGUAAGUUGGGCUGCUUCUGCGAAGCCUGUCCCUCAGCAACAAAAGCAGGAAAUCCAAUAAAAACCAGAUUACACCAUAUCAAAAGUGGGCUUUUCUUUAAAACCUUGUAUGCAAUUUCUACAUUCUCCUUAUUCAGACAUUUUUAGCGAAAUUCAACUCUGCCAAAACCUGCAACCUUAGUGCUUUUUCAGAAAAAGUGAGGAACGAAACCACAUGUACACAGAAACAGAUUUUACAUUCCAUGUUGCCUAAACCAUCCUCGUAAUUAGAACACCACCAUAUUUACAGGAUUCAGAAACCGAUAGUCUGUUUCUGUGAUACAGAUGCAACAUUAGACCAUACAGAUGCCAUCUCUGACCUAUACAGAGGUGACAAAAUCUGUUUUACUGCUGACGUCAAUGUGUGGCUGUGAAGAUACACAAAAUGGGCUCCAUUUCCUGGCAGCAUCUGUAACGCAAAGAUCGUCUUUGUUCUUUCGUUUGAAGUUUGAAAAAGAUGUCGUCCUUCACUCAGAGAAUCACAGCGAUGGUGUAACCUAAUGAAUACGAUUGGCUUUUUUGGCUUUCAUUUAAGUUUUGACUUGCAAGGACAAGAUUCUAACAAGGAAACAAUAGGAGGUAAAAUCUUUCCUCCUUUCAAAUGAAAGCGAUCUCAGCACUAAGUCCUCUGGGAAAUGGAGUCCUGCUUAUCAUUCUAUCCUCAUCUUCAUCAUCGUCUCCAAUGACUUGCCUCUGUCUUUCCUGCAUUAUACUGUAAACCAGCCCUUCCUUUUUGAGAAUGUACAUGGGAAAAUGUUUUUUAAUUCUUGGUGAAGGAAAAAAAAACAUUUUUAAACAAAUUUGAAAGCUUUUUAUUUUUUAUUUCUAUGGCCAACCAGUAAGCUAGAAAAAAAAGAAGAAAAAACAUGUGUGUUUGAACAGGUUUUACAAUGGUGUAAAACAUUUUUUAUUUCUUAAUAAAAAAUUUGUCUUCAGAAAAUGA
This is a messenger RNA of Scatophagus argus, 8054 nucleotides long. Its product is annotated as sodium- and chloride-dependent taurine transporter-like. Gene Ontology annotation, cellular component: plasma membrane. The coding region runs from base 233 to 2113 and encodes 626 amino acids. Gene Ontology annotation, molecular function: taurine:sodium symporter activity. The record is from RefSeq and is a predicted model, not a curated record. The transcript is spliced from 15 exons. Gene Ontology annotation, biological process: neurotransmitter transport; taurine transmembrane transport; sodium ion transmembrane transport. Lineage: Eukaryota; Metazoa; Chordata; Actinopteri; Scatophagidae.